Molecule: messenger RNA, 806 nt
Organism: Vavraia culicis subsp. floridensis
Lineage: Eukaryota; Fungi; Microsporidia; Pleistophoridae
Exons: 1
Coding region: 14-742 (242 amino acids)
Source: RefSeq, a predicted model, not a curated record
UUGACAUCCCUACAUGCCAGGAAAAAUAUACAACAUCAAAAAGAAUGCAAUGAAGGAAGAUUUGGAAUCGGUAAAAAAUAUGUACUUCGUGAACGGGAUGCUACUCAUGCUGAUAUGUGUAACACUGCUCCUCAACAAGCUGCUCUUUGUUCCCCUCGAACUGGCCUUCUUCACGAAACUAACACCGAUUCUGCUCGCGGUGUAUUUGCACGUGCUGGUCAUUCUACAAAUAAGCACGCUGUUGGCGCCCUAUCUGGAUAAGUACGGCGACAAAAAGUUUAGUGCAACGACCGGGCUUGCGUACGCUCUUGGUCUGAUAACAUUGUUGAUACCGAUCAUAUACAUUCUACGCCUGGACUUCUCGUGUGAUACGGUGCUGACCCUACUUACAGGCGUUAUUCUGAUGUGCAACACGCUCAAUAUGAUGUCAAAGCACAACAGAGAAGUACGGGCAACCAUGUAUCUCAACGCGCUGUAUUGCAUUGUCCUAGUGGUUUCUAUCAUCAUUGCGUUGGCGUUUGACCUGAACAGGCUGUGGGUGUGCCUGCCGAUAAUUAUUAUUUACGCGCUAGACCAGAUACUAAAGAGCUCAGAUCGGCCUUUUACAUGGUAUCCGAUGGAAAAGAAGGAAUCGAUUGCUUGGUUAUCGGUAACAUUGGCUGGUAUAGCCAUGUUUCUGCUUGUAGCUUACAUGUUCAAGAUCAAAUUUCCGCUAGGGUUGAACAAUUCGGUGAAUAGCUAAGGGGUGAGCUUUAAGGAGGUGGAAGCGAGUCAUUCUUUUACUAAUAAAAGCGCUUAGUUGCGAA